AUGGCGGACUACAACCCGGAUAUUUCCAAUGGCACCUGUUACUACUACGAUGGCGUGGAAGCCGAUUCCAGGUACAUCCCUUGUGGGAAUGCCGCUCUCGGCCACAAAUCAUGCUGUGAGAGUCUGGACAUGUGUCUAUCGUCGCAUGCUUGCUAUAACGGUCAAUUUGGCGUCACCUACUUGGCAGGCUGCACAGAUUCUAGUUAUGAUGACCCUGCCUGUCCUCGCAAAGGAGAUUUUGAAGGGCAACCGUGGGCCGGCUUAGUUUACUGCAAUGGCACCUCGAAUGAAUGGGUCGCGUGUGAAGACGAAGGCAGUACAGUCACGACACCCUUACCUUGCUGGUGCCCCGAGGUUGAAUCAAGAACCGUGGCUUUUACCGAUUCCUCCGUCCUCAAGAAUAUCAUGUCCUUGCCAGCAACUGUAGGCCGCAGUGUCAGUUGGAAAGAUGCUGAUGCGUACUCAUCUGAACACUCCCUGACUUUGACGCUUCUUCCCUCAGACGCCGAGAUCACCACUUCAACAUCCGUGACCGACUCGGUGACUAGCACAACCGAUCCUCUAUCACCCUCAUCUACAGCAUCCGCAGCAAGCUCUACUCAGCGCCCAUCUUCCAGCUCUUUUCAGACCUUCACUGCACCCGCUGCCACCUCGACAGUCACGCCAAUCGCCUCUGGGUUGAGCACAGGACAAAAGAUAGGAGUGGCAUUUGGAGCAGUAUGUGGAGCAGCGAUAGUGCUGGCUUUUGCCUGGUUAUUAUGCACAGCUUAUCGUCGAAGCGCAAAGAGGAGACUGGACAACACCGAGCCCGCACCAAUGAGGGAGCCCACACUACCGCAGGUGGACCGGAGGCCGUCUGACCCAGAGAUGAGGAGUCCGGCAUGGUCGGGUCACAAGUCAGAACUCCCAGCAGAUGAAAGUGUGACGAGUACCUCCCCAGCACCACUAUACCAGGACAGUCAGCGACCGCAGAGUGCGGAGGUUGAGGGUAGCCCGGUCAGAAUUUCUCCUACGAGACCUACGCAAGAUGGUGGAUUAAGGGUACCUGGUCGGAAAGGAACAUAUUACGAGAUGGCGGGAUGA
Fonsecaea nubica is the source of this 1083-nucleotide messenger RNA. RefSeq lists its product as hypothetical. The coding region runs from base 1 to 1083 and encodes 360 amino acids. Lineage: Eukaryota; Fungi; Ascomycota; Eurotiomycetes; Chaetothyriales; Herpotrichiellaceae. The record is from RefSeq and is a predicted model, not a curated record. The transcript has 3 exons.